Molecule: messenger RNA, 1173 nt
Organism: Abrus precatorius (Indian licorice)
Lineage: Eukaryota; Viridiplantae; Streptophyta; Magnoliopsida; Fabales; Fabaceae
Product: 50S ribosomal protein L7/L12-like
Exons: 1
Coding region: 503-970 (155 amino acids)
Biological process (GO): translation
Cellular component (GO): ribosome
Molecular function (GO): structural constituent of ribosome
Source: RefSeq, a predicted model, not a curated record
UGAAUAAAGUGUAAGUUGCGGACCCUAACUCGACCUGACCCGCUUUGGUUCCCAAGUUGACAAAUUCGCGAACAGCAAUCCUCAAAUCUCAGUUCCGACGUUCGUCCCUCUUGAAAACCAAACUGACAAAUUUUGAAGUUUGUUCUCUGCAAUCCCAUUCUUCCGACGUAAGUAGCCACUGAUUCCUGUGAUAAGGUUGUCUUUUAUAGCUAGGUAUUGAUCCUCUUAGAAGAAGAUGCAUAGUUGAUAAAUUGAUAAGCUUUUACAUAAAUGUUUUUUUCUUUUUUUCUCUAAAAUAACCUUAUUGUUAAUUUGGUCAACAAAUAACAAAAUGGGUAUUUUAGAUAAAAAUAAAUUAAAGAUGUGUGACAUAGACGCUCUCCUGUGAACAGGGUUUCAUUUGUCUUGUGAAGUGCCUCUUGUGUUGUUUAGUUACCUCCGAAACUGAAAUCUUGUUGUGUAGUUACCUCCGAAACUGAAAUCUUGUUGUGGCUGGUAUAAAAUGUUCCGCUGUACGAAGAGACUUUGUACCAAGAGACUUCUUAACCUCACAUGCGCUCUUUCCACUGAGGCGGGUGCCCAAAAGAUUGAACGCAUUGCAAAUGAGCUUCUUGACCUCAACACGUUUGAAAGGCACGAUUUUACUGUCCUCUGGAGGCUGAAGAUGGGUCUCCACCGCUACGGUGCUCCGGUCGCCGGAAACUCUCCAAUUGCUGUAGGGUCCCCGGCGGCCGAUGUUGAAGCCGUGGUUGAGAAAACAACAUUUGAUUUGAAGUUGGAGAAGUAUGAUGCUGCUGCCAAGAUCAAGAUCAUAAAGGAAGUGAGGGUUUUUACUGAUUUGGGAUUGAAGGAAGCCAAGGACUUGGUGGAAAAGGUUCCUUGUGUUUUGAAGAAGGGGAUCACCAAGGAGGAGGCUAAUCCCAUCAUUGAAAAGCUUAAGGGGCUGGGUGCUGCUGUUGUAUUGGAGUGAAUUACUAUUUCUUGGUUUUUGCUUUAGAGUUUUCUGUUAGUUGUAGAAUCAUUCAAGGACAUAACAAGGAGGUGAAGACUGAACCUGUUAAAGCUUUAAUAUAAAAGCUUUAACAGAAGGACAUAACACAGUGGAGUGUAUUAAAAACUCUGAUGCUGGAUGACCCUGUAAUCGUUGCUUUUGAAAAUGCUAAUUUAUGCUUU